Messenger RNA from Rhopilema esculentum, 2375 nucleotides. Lineage: Eukaryota; Metazoa; Cnidaria; Scyphozoa; Rhizostomeae; Rhizostomatidae. The record is from RefSeq and is a predicted model, not a curated record.
UGACGUAACUUGUAAUUAACUUGAUUUGCUGAAAAAAUGUUGAGUUUGAGUAAAUGUUGCGUCGUUUUGCCACCUUUUCCAGUCUUGUUCAGCGAUGUUGAGCGUUGUUCAGUUGAUUUUGAAGGCCGUCAAAAAUGUUCAGUGGACAGGAUUAAAUUUCUUUUGUUCACAGAUGUUGUAGAGAAAUGUCCAGUCGUUUUGCCACUCUACUGAACAUUGCCCAGUCAAUGGCGCACGUGCAAUUGAUGCAAUGGAUUGGAUUUGGCGCGAAUUCAUUUCCCAAAAUUUUCUGGAUGUCCACACACUGAACAAAGUGAGCAAUGUCCAGUGCAAAUGUCCAGACGAAUCAAAUCCUAUCUAACAGUAAGGGUUUCAGAUUUUCCAUACAGGCUGCACGAAGGGGAAUGCCCUUGUUUCAAGGUUAAGUCACGAGACUUCAAAGAAAUAACAUCGAUGCAAUUUGAAACCAACUUCCAAAUGAAGAAGAUCACGAGACAUAAGCCUUCAAUAGCGUUGGGCUUGAUUCAGAAUGCGAUCUACACUGUACAGCUCUUUCAACGGAAAACGUCUUGUAAGGAAACAAGAUGAGCUGCUGCUCGCAAGCAGAAAUAGGUGCAGGCGAAGAUAACGCUUUGGUCGAAAGCUACCAACAAAGAUUUCGAAAUGGACGCCAAAAAAAAGACCAAAGUCGUGGAGAAAAAGCAUUCAUUGCCAUCUUAAAAACUGUUUAUUGUACAGCAGGCUACUGGGUGCCUUCGAGUUGCUGUUACAUGUACGUGUUAUGGUUGCUGUGUUUGUCAUGUUUCCAGCUUGUGUACGACCUGUUCACUGUCUUCAACUGUCCGAAUUUCGACUGCCGCUUUCUUAUAGACACCAAAACCCAUACAAACCCGAUGCGAAAGGCUCAAAAUGCUGCAUAUACGUUGGCCUCGAUCGGUGGUCUCUUUUCGUAUGUGUUUAUGAUUGCAACACUGUACGUAGCAAGGAACAAGAAGAAAAACGCUCUCGGCCCGACGGCAAUCAAAAAAGAUAUCAGCAAGAGCAGGCUCUGUACCUUGGUGUUGCUCCUGGUUAUUAUUGGUACAUGCUAUGCGGCCUCUGUGUCGAUGUUCUACUAUCUAGUCCGGAAUCAGAUCUCGUCCCGGAAAUUCAUCCUUCUGGCAACAGGUGUAGGAUCACAGCUGAUAACUCAAUGGACCGGAUUAGUGGCCUGCUUCGUGUUUGCAGGAUCGUCGCUUGCUCUGGGGGCCUUUUCAAGAGAUUUGGAGACAAGGAUAAAGGCUAUGGAGACAGAAAAUGUGAACUCUUCCAUCGUCAUGCACCAAGAAUUCGCUAGGAUCGUUAGUGAUACAGUGGAUUCCUUUUCGCUAUGGUUCGUCUUCCAUUGGAUCCUGUAUGGGCUAACGACCAUUGUUGCUUUGGUUGUUGUCGCAAGCCAUUUUGGGAAUGAACAUAACGUCAUUAAAGAGAUCUACUUGUGUUUCUUUCUGGGAAUUCACUUGUUUAUGUUCGUGUUUCCUUGUGUCUGCGCAGCUUACAUCACAAGUACUUGCAACGGUAAGAUAGCAAGGUUGUAUUUACAUUAGAGUCUUUGUACUUUGUCUUUAUCAAUGCACAAAAUCCUGAUUUGUGAAGACAGAACGGUUCGUUUUCACCUUGGACUCAUCCACAAUGUGAGAGAUCAGCUGUUCUCUAUUCUCAAAGAUAGGGGCCCACCAAACGCUUAUCUUGUCUCUUGCGUUAUUUUGAAUUCGCAACUGAAUUACCUUGUGAUCAUAAUACUGUAUUUCAUCCGUGUCUGACAUAAGGUAUCUACUUUACUAUACUGCAACCCGUCGCGUUUGAACUUUUUCAAGCCACUCUGAAUUUUUUUAUUACAAAAUCUACAGCCCGAUAGACGACGUAUGUGACGCCUCUUGUUAUAAAAUGUCCAGAAAGGCCUCAUUUUGACAGUUUUUCCAUAAAUAAUUUACAGCGAACUAUAAUGUACAAGUCUACAUUGCACCUGAAUUUCCGUCCAAGCUAAUUAUAGAAAGCUCAACUCAAAAUGCAUAGAGAUUAAGAAACACUGAAACUGUACUGCGUGUUCCUCUUUUCAUAACACCAAAGGGCAGAAUUCCACUUCCUUCCGUGGGCCUUAGCUAUGGUCCCAAUUGAGCAUAAAUGUCAAACAUGCACCGGGCAUGCACCAGAUCUUCAAUCCUUCAACAAGGUUCAAAGAAAACAUUGUAGAGAUUUGCUUUUGCUUUUCUUGUUUUCUUCAUUUCUUUUGAAUUUGAUUUGGACUUCCUUAGAUUUACUUGCAGCUAUCUAAUUUAGAUAACAAAAUUUUUAAAUGGGUUUUUAAUACGCAGCUCUUUUCAAACAGCCCUGUA